Ipomoea nil (Japanese morning glory) is the source of this 1119-nucleotide messenger RNA. RefSeq lists its product as uncharacterized. The record is from RefSeq and is a predicted model, not a curated record. The transcript has a single exon. Bases 1 to 1119 code for a protein of 372 amino acids. Gene Ontology annotation, molecular function: nucleic acid binding; zinc ion binding. Lineage: Eukaryota; Viridiplantae; Streptophyta; Magnoliopsida; Solanales; Convolvulaceae.
AUGGAUAUACAACAUAUUGUCGACGGCGCAGCCGACAUCACGCUGGAGGAGGAGGAUCUCGGUGUCCGUUUCGAAGAUGAGCCAACUGGUGGUAUAGACCACACUUCGGUGCAACAAACCUGGUCCGUUGUCGGCAGGCUUUUAACCGAUCGCAACUUCAAGUCCGAGAUGAUGAAACGCGUACUUGUCUCUGCAUGGCGCCCCUUGAUGGGCAUUGAGGUGGCUGACGUUCAUCCUAACCUCUUUCUGUUUACUUUCUUCGAUGAAGCGGAUAGACGGCGAGUGUUGGAAGAGGGUCCCUGGGCGUACGAGAAUGCUACGUUAAUCUGUCAAUCGCUAGUUGGGGAUGAACAUCCUACUCAGGUGAUUCUAAACUCUGUUGAUUUAUGGGUUCAGGUGUUCGAUUUGCCGAUUGGGUAUCGUACGGAGAAGGUUUUGGAGAAGGUUGGGGACUUUGUUGGUGUUUACCUGCGGGUAGACGACCGAAAUUUCACUAGGCCAUGGGCUACGUUCUAUAGGGUGAGAGUGAGGCAUGAUGUCGCUAUGCCGCUAAAACAGCGCAUGAAGAUGAUCCCCCGGGAUGGUUCUUGGGCAUGGGUGAAUUUUAAAUACGAACGCUUGCAUAUGUUUUGUUAUUUUUGUGGUAAAUUGGGCCAUACGGAUAAGUUUUGUAUUGAGGCGAGACGCUCUCCUUUGAAACCUGAGCAGUACUUAUACGGCCCGGCUUUGAAGGCGGGUGCGACAAGUCCGGCUAAGGCAUUGGGGGAAAAGUGGUUUCAUCUAGGGCAGGAGCGGCGGAAGGAGAUUGGUUUUGGAGGGGCACCAUUUGUUGGCCGGCCGGCUGUUGGGACGGAUGGGGUAGUUGGGGCUGUCUCGGCAGUAGGAGCGGAUGGGGCGGGUGGCAGUGGGGCUGCUCGUAGUGUGGCGGGAAAUGGGAUGAGGGGGUUGGCGGAUGGUGGUUCGGCGAGUGGGGUGGGGGAGGAGAUGGGUGUUCGGGUGGAUCCGAAACGUCGGAGGGGUGUGGAUGGUGGUGUGGUGGAGGUUGUUAGCGAUAUGCAAUUGGAUACAAAUCCUUCUCGUUUGGUGGGACCUGGGGACCAGGCCCACCUCUCUCAAUGA